AUGUUCUCUGGCGGCGGAGGGGCUCCGUCUGCGGCAGGCCCCUCACUUGAGGCCUCAGUCGUGAGGACUCUGGACUGCGUGCUGCGCGCUGCGAGCUGCGUCCUGACCUCACCUCACCUUACGGUGCUGCGACCGGAUUCGACUAGCGACGCACGCAAACGAGAGCUUCGCCCUCUGCCCUUGUACCCACUGGACUCUGGUGCUGCAAAAGCAAAGAUGCGGGAGGCCAAACGCUGUAUGGACAGCGCAGCGGCAACGCAGCCUGCCUCGGGAAAGGGAGAGAGAGAGAGACUGAGUGAGACGUGGGUUUGGGCGAACCAGUCUCCCGGACACACGGGAAAAUAA
Colletotrichum lupini is the source of this 345-nucleotide messenger RNA. RefSeq lists its product as uncharacterized. Bases 1 to 345 code for a protein of 114 amino acids. NCBI's taxonomy places the organism in Eukaryota, Fungi, Ascomycota, Sordariomycetes, Glomerellales, Glomerellaceae. The record is from RefSeq and is a predicted model, not a curated record. The transcript is spliced from 2 exons.